GAGCUUCGAGAGGAGUUUCCGGGCUGUGCAAACUUAGAAAUCCCAGCCGAAGCAGCAAACUGGUCAGACUCCGAGCUGCGGAACUUCUUCGAAAGUAGCGGCUUCAUCAAACCCCGCCCGGCGCCUGCGGGAAUCCAGGGCAGUGGAGGUGCGAGUGGAGCAUCAUCCUCUCCAGCUCCGGUGAACGGUGUGCAGUUCACCCUCCCCGAGGCUUUGCAUUUGCAGGAAAGAUUGCUGACUGCCUUCAAGAGUGCAGACUUUCAGCAGAAGUUGCAGCGCUUGCAGCGACAAUACCCUCAGCGAAAGCUGAGAGGACAUAAUGACGGAAAGGCAUAUUUCGAGGCGUUCGAGGUGCUUGUCAUGACCGUGUAUCACAGAAUAUUGCCGGCUCAUGGAUUGCAAGGCGACUGGGAGGGAGUCGGAGAGAUGUUCAUGCGAAUCGAGACUGCAAUGCGCAAUGGCAAGGUCAAGAAACAGCACGAAGAGAUCAACACUCUUCUAGGGCUGCCACGUGAAGCCAAGCUGGCUCCUUCGCGAAGACAGGACCUCUUCGUCUACUGCCCAGGAGCCGACGGAGGUGUGCCAUCCUUCUCCCUGCAUGUGGUCGAGGACGAGGAUCUCGACCAGGCACACGAGUUUCUCGUGGAGGAGGAGGGUGAGCUUCGAGCUACGAUCAUGAGCACAAAGACCUGGUAUCUGGUGAGAGAACGUGCUCUGGUCCGAUCCGCUGCUGAUGUGAAGUCAAGAGUUUUGGGGGAACGUGGUGUUGGACAGCGCAUACUCGGUCACAAGAUCCUACAUGAUGCAGCCGGCAGGUGGCUACAACUUCACGAAAGUGAACUGCGAAAGCUGGGAAAUGCCCCGGAGGCCUGGGUUCACUUUGGAGUGGGGCGCGAGCUUCUGGUGAAGCAGUAA
Molecule: messenger RNA, 915 nt
Organism: Symbiodinium necroappetens
Lineage: Eukaryota; Dinophyceae; Suessiales; Symbiodiniaceae
Source: the annotation of a GenBank genome assembly